Molecule: messenger RNA, 6789 nt
Organism: Daktulosphaira vitifoliae (grape phylloxera)
Lineage: Eukaryota; Metazoa; Arthropoda; Insecta; Hemiptera; Phylloxeridae
Product: EKC/KEOPS complex subunit bud32-like
Exons: 3
Coding region: 204-1409 (401 amino acids)
Biological process (GO): protein phosphorylation; proteasome-mediated ubiquitin-dependent protein catabolic process
Cellular component (GO): proteasome regulatory particle; cytosol; EKC/KEOPS complex
Molecular function (GO): protein serine/threonine kinase activity; ATP binding
Source: RefSeq, a predicted model, not a curated record
GUAAACAACUGAUGUUUUAGAUGAUAUAAUAGCUUAAACAAAAUUGUCAUUUUUAAAAAAAAUUAUUUGGUAUUGUUUCGUUUUAUGUGAUUUUUCACUAAACAAAACAUAAUACAGUUAGAUAGAAUAUAAUUGUUGAUUAUUUAUUACAUUUACCGACUCCAUAAAAAAAAUACGAGAAAAAAGGUCAUUUGAUUAUUAAUAUGGAUAUAGCUGAAGGUAUAACUCCUGAGUAUUUAAAAUUAGCGCAAAUUAAAUUUUGUUUAACUCUUCCACAAUAUAAAAAUGAUCGUGAUCUUAAUUCACGUCUACUAGCUGGUAUUAUAGCUAAUAACAUGGCACCAUAUUAUAAAGAGGUUUGUGCUGAUUUAGGUUGGGAUUUUGAUCAUUCUUUAUAUGAAAAUUUAGCUGCAAAUAAUGCUAAAAGAAUGGCUGAGCUUGAACAAGAAAAAAAUCCCACUAUGGUUGAUGAUGAUGAUCCAGUUUCUGGAAUUUGGCAAGCUAAACUGCAGUAUUUAUGUUCAAUUGGAGAUCGAAUUGAAGCUACUAAGUUAGCUGAAUCGAAAUUAGAAGAAAAAAAUAUACCUAAGUCUCAACAAAUCGAUACUGUAUUUGCUUUAUUUAGAGUAGCAUAUUUCCAUGGAUGUGAUAUUCUUGCCAUGAAAAAAGCUAUAGACAAAGCAACAGAAUUAAUUGAGGGUGGAUCUGGAGGUGACUGGAGUGCGAGAAAUAAAUUGAAAGCAUAUGAUGGUAUAUGGAGUUUGGCAAUUAGAGAUUUCAACCGUGCUGCUAAGUUGUUUGUUGAUGUUGUACCAACUUUUGAAUCUUAUGAACUUGCAGAUUUUAGUACAAUAAUUAAGUAUACAGUAUAUUCAUCAAUGAUAGCUUUCCCUAGAUAUGAAUUGAAAAAAACACUUAUGCAUCAUGGAGUUAUGGCUCAAGCUUUAAAUUCUGAUUCCAAAGAACUGAAAGGCUAUUUUGUAUCUCUUUAUGAAGGACAGUAUUCAAAAUUUCUUGUUUAUUUAGCCCAAAUUGAAACAAAUAUGAAACAGGAUCCUUUGUUACAUCCUCAUUACAAGUUUUAUAUUCAAGAAAUGAGAUUAUUAGCAUACAAACAGAUAUUACAAGCAUAUAGAUCAUUGAGUUUGGACUAUAUGGCUGAAUCAUUCGGAGUAACUAAAGAAUUUGUAGAAAAAGAAGUAGCUCGAUUUGCUGCUGCUGGACGUCUAACAUGCAAAAUUGACCAUGUUGCUGGAGCGGUUGUAACUAGCAGUACAUCAAAAUGUAGUCUACAACUUGGAGCACCAGAAUCUAGAUUGGAGAGAGGUAUCUUGUACCAAACAACUGUGAAGAAAGGAGAUAUAUUACUUAAUAGACUUAAAAAAUUGGCUCGUGUAAUGGAUUUCUAAAAUUAUGUGAAUUUAAUUGUGUUUUUUGUAAUUUUUUCAACAAGUUCAUAACAUAAAUAGUAAGUUAUAAUUUAUUUAUUAAUAUUAAAAACCUUAGUUUCUUUAAAUCAAUGUGUUGAAAACCCAAAAUUCUAUCUAGGUAUAUAUUAAAUCUAUAGUUCUUAAAAUUAAAUAAACUUGUAGAAUAUGUACAUUUUAUCAAUUCAUUUAAUAAGUUUAAAUAAAACAUGGUUAAAAAAAAAUAAAUUAUUUUAAUGUUUAUUAUUUUUAAUUUUUUAAUUUGAUUUAAUUUAAUUUAAUUCUUAAUUUGAUCAAUUAAUAAAUUUAGAUUAAGAAGGGGUCAAUGACCUAGAGCCUAUCUAGAUUAUUACUAGGCUAGUUAUUAGUGAAAGAGUUUUACUGGUUUUAUUUUUCGCUCAUUUUUUUUAUGCUAGCAAUAUUUUCAAUAAGUGCUCAUCUCAAUGACCACUAUAAGGUUCAUAUAAGUCAUAAUACAGCUCUGACACAGUCACGAGUUCAAGGUUCAAUUACCAAUUUCAAAAAUAAAUAUAUUAUUUAGUAUUUAUAAGUAAUAAUAAUUCAAAUUAAUAGAAAUAUGUUACUAAAAAAUAAAAAUGUUUCAAUUAUAUAGUUAUUUUAAUAGAAAUAAUGGUCAACGAUAAAUCAGUAAUUAUGUAUCUUAAGCCACUUUAAAGUGUUCAGCAUCAGUAACGGCUUACACUGAAUUUUUUUUUGUAAAAAAGUCAACUGGUCACUUUUCGAUAGACAAAAAAUAAAAUAUUUAUACCAACUGAUAAUUAUCCCAAUUAUAGUGACUUCAAUAGAUAGUGAGCAUAAUAUUUACAAUUUUCUCAGAUAAAAAAAAUAUUAAAAAUUAAUACGGCCUGUUUCUCAUUAAAAUGAAAUAAUUUUUUAAAAUGUAUAUUGGUGAUUAGAGAGAACAAAAAUUCCGAAUAUUCCGAUAAAUAUAACAUUUGAUUUUUUUAAAAACUAGCUAAAGGAACAAAACAUAGAACAGGAUACAUAAAUGAGAUUAUUAAUAUAACAAAGUUAUAUAUGAAUUUAAAUGUUUUUCAGUUUCAAAAUAAAUUUAAUGAGCAAACUGAGGGCAUAGCAAUGGGAAAUCCACUAUCACCAUUUUUAGCAGAACUUUUCAUGAGUAGGUUUGAAACAAAUUCAAAACACUUAUGGUGAUUUUCCAAAAAAUUAGGUUAGGUAUGUAGAUGAUAUUUUUGCAGUUAUAAAUAAAGAUUUAAUAUGGAGGUUUCCAUACAACAUUUAAAUUCUUUUUACCCAUCGAUUAAAUUCACAUAUGAAGAAAAAGUAGAAGGAAAAUUGCGGUUUUGGAUUUAUUAGUUAAAAGAGCAGAGGGGGAACUAAAUUUUGAAAUUUAUCGAAAAAACACGUACAUUUUUAGGUAUAUUCCGAACAAAUCGAACCACACCUGGCAACACAAAUUAGCAGCUUUUAAUAGUAUGGUUUACAAAUUAAUUAAUAUUCCGAUGAAUAAAAUAGAUUUUGAUAAAGAACUGGUGGAUAUAAAAGAAAUAGCUAGAUUAAUGGGUAUAACAAAAACAUAAUUUCAAAAUUAGUCCGAACCCAAAAGUGGAAUAAAGAAAAGAGGGCAGCUAGUACGCUCACUAGUAGCGUGGGGGAACAAAAAGUAAUUAGAUCACCCAUUUUAUAUUAUUCGGGGAUCUCAAGUGGUCUAGUUAGAAUAUUUAAGAAUUUUGGUAUUACUUUAGUAACAUCAAAGAGUAAUAAUUUAAGAUAUUUAUUAGGUAACCCUAAAGAUAAGGUAGAUGAAGGGAAGUCAUUUAUAAAAUACAAUGUGAAAGUUGUAAUAAAUGUUACGUAGGAUAAACAAAAAGAAAUAUAGGGUCAGGUUUAAAGAACACUUAAGAAACAUUAAAAAUCAAGAAGUUGAGAAAUCUCCAGUGGCUGAACAUUUAUUGACACAUAAUCACUUCAUUAAAACCAUAAAACUAAUUAAAAUCGUAAAUAAUUACAAAGAAUUUAAUAUUAGAGAGGAAAUAGAAAUGUUUAAAAAUAAAAACAACUUAAUUAAUUGGGAUCAUGGCCCACUGAAAAAUUCAUUAUUAAACUUGUGUAAACUGGCAAAAUGUGAUAAUAUUACUUAGUGAUGACAUCAUUAUCUGAUAAGGUCACUAGGGGUAUAUAAAGGAGUUUAAUAUUUUUUAGCUUUUAAAUAAAUAAUAUUUUUAAUAUAGUUUUAAUUUUAUUUAACCUUAUAUUCUUAUGUUAAAUUAAUUUAGUUUACGUAUUACAACAAAUAGGUUUGUGCUCUAGACAUUUAGACACUCGCUUGCUACGCUCACUUGUCGCGUCUAUUUUGCUUAGCACACUAAAAAUAUUCUAGGUUUUAAGUGUACAGUAAACAUAAAUUAACAUAGAAACUUUUAAAGCACUUAAUACAAUAAAAGUUGACACGAAAAUAACUAAUAUUAUUAGUAAAUUUAGAUUUAAAUUAGAGGUGUCGUUUUAGAUUUCACUAGAAUGGAGCAAAUUUUUGAACAGCCCAUAAUUUUACAAUGAACGCUAUCACUCGUAGGUCAUCCUAUAACAACUUGUAACCUUUACAUUUUUUAUAAAAAUUGACAAAACAGAACUUUUUCUAAAAUAAUUUUAACAAUAAAAAAUAAAAACAAAUUGUAAAGAAUUAUCAAGGAAAGAUCUUUAGGAAUUAAAAAUAACAAUAAUAAUAUAUUUCUUAAUUAUAUACUUCAAUAAAAACCAUUAAUCUUAGCUAUUAAGACUAGGACCAAAGACCGAUAAACGUUAUUUUUUCCUUGAAUUUCAAUUUAUAAAUUUCGCAAUUAUACAUCAACUAUUUUUAUUGGAUGAAACUAAAGUGUAAACGUUAUACACAAAAUAAUUAGAUAUAUUUUCAUUUUAUUUUGAGGCUCGAUUUGUUUGAGUUACAUGUUUUAUAUUGAACGAUGAAGUAAUAAUUUGUAUCUGAAUAACAGAAAGACAGUCAAAAUCGGGUUUCUAUAGUAUUUUAAAUAAUUAAAUAUGAAACAUUAAGUGUCUUUUUUUAUCAAAUAUUGUUAUUUUGUUGUCCCAUUUUUUAGACUAUUAUAAAUUAAUUUUUUAACGAGGAACGGUCUUGCUCGAAGUAUGAACCCGCAAUCUAGUGUGUGUAUCGAUCCAGCUGAAAAUUAGACUGGGGUAAAUGCCUAAUUUGCUGUCCCCUAAUUGACUAACCUGAUUUAAAAUGAUUUAGGUAAUUACAUAUGAUUUUAUAUAAUUUUUUGUUUUGAUGGGUAGAAAAUUUUAAUUUUGCAUCUCCAAAUAUUUUAUUCCAGUUAUUUAUAUGAUAUACCUCCUAUAGAUAUUAUCAUGUGACAUUACUCCGAUAUAUUGGAGUAUUAUCAGAGGGACUGAGUGGCCGAGUCGAUAAUGUGGUAAUGCUUGACGCGAACUGCAUUGGAUUUGAAACUCGGUCACGGGCGGCUUCAUUUGCUGAGUGAGAGAUCAGUUUGGUAAUUGGAAUCACCAUCCUUCGCUCGGACGAUGUACUAACCACUCAACUUGGAGUAUCAAUGGUUAAGAAACCUUUAGAGGAGGCCCUAAUGGGCUUAUAAGCUGUUAAAUAUAUAUAUAUAUAUAUAUAUAUAUAUAUAUAUUAGAGUAAUAUCAUAUCACUUACGUAAAAAUAUAAAUAUAAAUAAUCGAAUAUAGCGAUAUUUAUUUUGAUGAUAAUUACUAACGAUAUUUUCGACUACCUGUGGCGUGCAAAUUACAUACCUUUAUUUUAAUGCAGAAUCCUUAGGAUUUAAUAGGAAUUAAAUACUCUAUACCUAUUUAAACUAAAAUGUACAUAAUAAAAUUUUGUAUACACGUAUUUAAUUCAAGGGAUACAUUUCAAUUUUCAGAGAAAAUAUUUUGUAACAGGGUAUUCACUAUUUUAGGCCACGAAAGAAUAGUAGUUACUUUUCAAAGAAGUUUUUUCUUUACAAGUACUCUAAGUCAAUUUAUAAAAACCUUAAGUGAUUUCAAAUUGAAUUUGGUCUGCAAAUAUUUAUUAUUUACCCAUCACCUUUUAUAAUACUAAACAAAGAAGUUCUUAAGUAUAUCCAAGUUUCUUAUGAUAUUAUAACCUCAUAAGUACAUAUAAUAAAGGAGACUCGUUACCAUUACGUUAACAAUAAUUUUAUAAUCAGUUAUAAGUAAAUAAAAAAUAAUAUUACAACUAACAUUUGUAUAUAAUAACCGUAUUUCAACACAAUAAUAUUUUCAUAUGUUUUAUGUAUAAUAUUUAUAUUUGUAUGUAUAAUUAUUUAUAAUUUAUAUAUAUAUUUAUUAUGCUUGUCUACAUUUUUAAUAAAAUAACUGUAAUAAUUAUAAUUAUUUUUAUGUUAUACAAAGCUUAGCAACAUCAAUAACAACUAUCUAUGUAUAGUGUAAAAAGCUUAUAAACUACAAAAAAAUAUUUUUAAAUAAAAAUAAGUAAAAAUCAAAACAUAACUAGAGUAUAUAUUUAUCUUUUAACAAUUAAGUAACUUAUUUAUAAACUUUUAAAAAUAAUUGUCGUACAUCUCUUUGUAUAAUUUCAAGUAUAGUUUUUAUUAUGUAACGUAUAUUUUGCACGUAGUGAGUGCGACGUGCAUGGUAUUUUUCAGUUACUGAGCAUUUAUAUUUUUUGAAAGCUUCUAUGCGUGUAGUUGAUUUAUUGAUGGUAUUAGUAAGCAAAAACUGAUAAGUACUCAGUCUCAUUGAACGAUAAAUCAUUAUUCAUGCUACGUUAAUUUUUGUCUAAAAAAAUAUUACAAGUAAUAAAAAUGACUUCAAAAUUUGAUCUAAAUCAUACAUCAACUGUAUUUUCUAUAGCUAUAUAAAAAAUAAAACUUUUGCAAAAAUUUUUUGUUUCCACGAGCACAAUAUAAUUAAAAAACGAUUUAUUUAUUUAGUAUAAAAUAAGAUGGCGCUGCAAUUCGUGUUUUCCCGUUAGACUAUUAAUAAAUAUUCAAUGUUAUUUACAAAUAGCCAUUUUAAUAUGAGCAACUAGACUUCACUCGAGGUUUUUUAUCUUUAGAAUUUUGUAUAACAAUCAAUAAUAAUUUUUUCUUUUUUACCAACGCUCGUAUUGUCAUAAUUAUUUAGGAACACGAUCCACAUAUUAGUGGAAAAAAAACGAGCCCCGGAUGGUGUAGUAUUGUUUUUCCCUUUCAUACUGAUAUGUGGGCGGAAAUUAGAGUCGUGAAUAAAUAAAAUAUAUUAAAUUUACACAGCUAAAGGACGAAUGAACCACAAAACAUGCAAAUACUAACGUAGUAUAUAGUUGUACUAGUAAUAGUAGUAGUAGUACGUAUAAAUAUUAAGAGUAAUAAUUAGUAAUGACUAGUUUUUUUUUUUU